Messenger RNA from Xylaria bambusicola, 3237 nucleotides. RefSeq lists its product as uncharacterized. The coding region runs from base 1 to 3237 and encodes 1078 amino acids. Lineage: Eukaryota; Fungi; Ascomycota; Sordariomycetes; Xylariales; Xylariaceae. The record is from RefSeq and is a predicted model, not a curated record. The transcript has 3 exons.
AUGGGUACGCUGUCCCUUGGCGGGUGCGGCCCCCUUGCUAGCGGCCCUUCGCUGUCUCGCACGACCCACACGCCCACAAUCCCACACGCACUGUGCACCGCACUUCCCUUGCACCCUCCCGACAGUGGCACUGGUCUUCUCUUCCUCGCCCUUUUUCCCCUUCACUUUGAAAACAUCACUGCCUACCCAAACCCAUCUGGCUCAAUUCCAACGUUCUUUUCUCGGGCCCCCAAUAGUCCCAAUGCUGUCCGGGUAUCUCGAGAUUUGACGCCUCUGACUCGGCUUGGAGGACUGAUGGCAGCCGCAUACACAGUCAGGGGCUCGCCAGAUGAUAUUGCUAUUGGAGAAAUGAGUAAUGUUACGACAGCUCGUCUCGCAACUCCCAUAUUUCCACAAGACAUCAUGGCGGGUUCUGUUGGCGCUUUGCCUUCACCACAUAUCAAUCUUCCACCACCGAAUCCACCUUUUACAUUUCCAUCCCGCCCAUCAUCUUCGGCUCCUUCGUCGCUUUCUAGAACCACGGGACGGCGGCAUCAAUCAGCCAUAGACAUCCCUAAGAUUGGGUUAGGAGUGGAUUUGUCACCCUCGCAUAGCCCAUCGGCGGUGCUCCCCGACUUCCACUUUAAUCCUAGCAAUGAUUUCAGCUCUGAACCUCGCAAUCGUCGCCCGAGACCGCCUCCCCUGCCUGAUUUCACCUUCAAUCCAGGCGCAGACUCGUCUUUCUUGAGCCCAUCAACUGCUUCUCCCUCUCCCAGGGCCAUUUCUCACAUGGGACAUCGGCGAGGAGGCAGUGAAUUCGUCGGUGGUACACUCAAGCCAGGAGAGUCGAUCACUGUGAUGAGCACGAGUCCAACAAAAAGUGAGAGUGAAUUUGCCUCGCCAACGCUCACCCCAUCGACGGGCCCUCGUAGACACCAACGGGGGCAUUCCCAUCGACGUUCUGGUGCUAUCUCAAGCCAUGAUCUCAGCCUAAUAUUGCAGACAAGCCCGAAUCCUUCCUCGAGAGGCAGCAGCGCUCCCGCCAGCCCCGCAGGCUUUCGCGAUCAACAGCCACCUUUCAAAAUCAAUGAACAACACACGGUAGAACCAGCCUCGGCUGGCCCUAGAGAACCCACUCCAGUUGGCGAGCAUACACUUCCUGAGAAACCGACUCGAUCUUUGCCUGAACUAAGCCCAAAGCCACCCACACGCACACGGGUUGGUUUUUCUGACACUCUUGAGUUCAUACCUCGUCCACUAUCUCUAGUUUCAACCGAUACAGCCAGCACAGUACGGCCGGGACACUCUGUCUCUGGUAGCAUUUCAUCGAUUGCGUCUAUGAGUAACGCGGCCAUUACCGACCGUGAUUUGCCAAUCAUUUUAGGCUCUUCUGUUCCACUAGCAAAAUCUGGUUCUCGUCCAAGUACUGCAGGCGCAAUAUUGGAGCGUACAUCGAGCCUUCAUGUUGCCGUCGAAGAUAAACUCUCACCUAAGAGACGCAAUUCAAUCUUAAUUCUUAAUGACUUAGCGCAGGCGAAUCAUGCGACCUCAGCAGUAUCUACUCCAACGAAAACUCCUAGAAGGUGGACCUUUUUCGGAUUUGACUCCUUUGCUACCACAGGUUCACCCACUAAACCUAGACUAGCAAGUACAAGCUCGCCUGACACAACAAAAGAGAGUAUAGGCACAGAAUGCGUCACAUCAACUGGUGACGCUGACUUUGCUCAAGUUCUUGGAACUAGCAGGAGUGUUUCUCCAAGCGGGGAAAAGAAAAAAUCAGGCAAGAAGAGACAGAAAAAGGUCAAGUCAUGGGCAGGAUCAAUACUUCCACGCAAAUCAAAAUCACGCGGUCAAAAGUCAAAGGCUCGUCGCCGAUCUCAAACACCUCCAACAACCCGUGUCUUAAAGGACGAAGAUCAAGACUGCGAAUUUUAUGAAGCCACUGAUCAAUCGUCGGAAACUGAUUUAGGACACAACUCUGAUGCGUUAAGAGAACUAGUUUCCCAACCAGAAAAACGUAGCCAACUUCAUACCGAUGAUGAGGCUUUCAGUCCAAUGAUUGAUUUGGACGCUGCACUUGGCCCUUUCAACACACCAACCCGCGAUCCUAAAUGGGAGGAGGCUCAAAGGGCUGGGAUGCCACCCAAGAGACAGCUUCAUAGUGCCGCUGGAAUGAGGGGCUUUUCUGGACCCGGAAUGCAUUACCAUCGUCGUGCUGAAAGCGCACCAGAAAUGCCACCUUUUGAAGGAGGCCGAUUUAGUAUGCACCGCUUUGGUAGUUCUUCGACUAUGGCUGAUGUCUUUGAGGAGGACGAGGAGGAGGACGAGGAGGAAGACGAUCAAACUGGGGAGUCCGCAGCGGAUGAUUCGACGAGUGAGUCCCAGGACACAAAUUCUGGACAUGAGGAAGAAGACCACGACACAGACGCAGCCUCGACUCCGAGACAAGAGCACAGUACAGAAUUAGCCAUUCCAACAGCUGAUGUUUCGACAUCACCCUCGAUGAAGAGCAAGAAGAGUAGCUCAAGUUUAGGUCCGCCUGUCCACGGGAAAGGAGGCAAUGAUAACUCUUCAAGUAACCUGCACAACGAUAUCAUUGCGGAAGAAGGAUCCUAUUUCGUAUCUAAUAGACGGGAAGCAAUAUACACAACUCCGUUGGAGACAUCUAUCACGACAGUCCCUUCACCAGGCCGAGACCGGGGUCAUGAGCAGAAGGAGUUCAUACCCCCGGACGCAACUUCCAUCAUCCUAUCUGGACCUCCUCCCACCAUACCAAUUAGUCCGUACUCUAUCAGCCAUUCAUCCUCGUUCCCCUCACCGCGCUCGCCCAUGUCAUAUGAUCCUCAUAGGAUAUCUACAGCGCCAUCAUCCGUCACGGACGAUAACAACUUUCGCUCCUUAUUAAUGGGAGAGCCAGGGCCGGAAUUAGUCCGGCUAUCAAUAGACGUUCCUCCCUCACUAGCCAGCACGAACUCAACAACGACGCGAGAUAGUAGCUUUAUACCUGGGGUUCGGCCGAGGAACAAGCCAUUUCAGGAACAACGGCCAGCCUCCUUUACCUCGACUGCGUUUGGACGUCGCAGAUCCAGUCUAGCGAGCUUAAGUCGCCUCAUUAGUAGUGCUCAUGGAGAACGCAGUAAGCUCAGCACGGAAGUGCCUUUUGACAACGAAGCCGAAAAGAAGUCUAAAACCAGCAAGUCUAAGCGCCUAACGAGAUUAAUGCAAUUCUGGAAACCAAAGGCCUCUAAUGAUUCUUAA